AAGUAAGUAAAAGUAUGUAAGCACGAUGGGAAAAUUUACUUCAAGUAUUAAAAGUAAAUAUAUUAAAUAAUAAAAUAAAAAAAACUCAAUACAGGAACUAGCCCCUUUCACUGUUAUAUGUUAUAGAUUGUUAUUAUUGAUGCAUUAACAUAAAAACAGGAAUUUACUGCUGUAGUUCUUUGAGAAUUACAUCUUUUUAACUUCUAUAACAUAUUCUAUGAUGAUUACUUUGAUUACGGGUGAAUCAGCUGAUUAUUUUCUCAGUUAAUCAGUUGAUUCUGAAAAGAACAAUAAAUGUAAAUGAAUGAACAUGAUCAUCAAAGUAGUUGAUAGUUCCAAUAGUUUUGGUCAACCGGCUAAUCGAUUAACAAGCUGUGCUUGUUCGUUUUCAUGUGUUUUAUGUGCCAAAUCUUUUUAGAGGAAACACGCUGGCAGUUUCUUUAAUGUGAUGGCUUCAUAUCUUCCCUCUUGUCAACCUGUGAGCCUCCAACGAUGCAUAAGCACAUGGAAGGAACAUGUAGUAAAGCAGGACUGAUGAUGUUUAUCUUAUCAGUUUUGUAACACGAUUUGGUUCAGCUCAUCAUUGCAGCACCUUUUUAUGGCACCUCUUCUGUAAUGCAAAGAGGAGGCUUAAAAUUAUUGCAGAGUGUCUUCUCUUAUUGGAUCAGAUAUCAAAUGAAAGUGCACUUAAACUGAAACAGCUGCAUCUCUGAGAGAGCAGCGUACUUCAUGACACCAAGUCAAGGAAAUUUAUCUAGCAGAGUCUUUGAAAGCACAGGGGGGAUUCAAAUUUCUGUCCAAUAACGCACGCCGAUAUUCAAACAGGCACAUAUGCUGCGAACAACACGCAGCUCUUCUCGUAGAUCCGUUUCUAUGUGACACAAAAAGGCACAGCAAAAUGAGCAGUAGCUCUUUGAACAUUACAGACUGUCACUGGAGACAUAUGAUAAUGAUGUUAAAAUCUAAAAGUAAUCAGUUUGCCAGCGACGCUCCUCCAGUUGCCUGCGGCUGAUAACAGCGCUGCCUCCUUUCCCCCCGCCGACCCCCCAUUCAUCCAUUCAUCUGGUUUACUCUGCUGCACCACGCUGCCUGUGCUGGACCCGCUCAGUCUGGGAUAGCACACAUCAUAAGAGGUCCAUUUUGUGAAAGGUGCACUUUUUUAGGUGGGGGGGGGAGGCAUGAGGCGACGCCAGCAAUCAACUCAGAGGCACCAUCCGUCGGUCGGACCGCGGUGACUCAUUGCGCACGGUCAGUCAGUCAGGGUGCUUGAAUUUUGCGCUUUGCUGUGGAGGAUCGAUACCCAUACCCUGGUGGAAGGCGUGGCUUGGUGUCACCGACACAGGGUUGAUUUUCCAUAUUCAUUUCUGGGGGGCUUAGCCUCAUAUCACUGACACGGACGCGCAAACGGCACACUCAGCUUACGGGACAUAAAGCGCCUCUCAAGGUAAGCCAUCCUCCUCUUUUCAUUAGACUGCGCGUUCAUUCGUGUCAAAUGUUUAAUCUGUCCGCAAGGUCAAAUCAAAUCAGCACGUAUUAGUGGAGUCUGAGAUGUUGGGGUGGGACAGGACUGCGAAUGUAGGCUACACCAUAUGACAUAGAUUUUAAUUGGCCCGAAUAGGUCGUGUGCAUCACUUCAUUGUAUGUAAUGUUUGCGGCUGUGCGAGGAUUCACAACCUGCAUGCACUCUUCUGUUAUUUUUUGAACUGCUGCAGGCAAAAGGGGGGGGGGGAAAGACAGCCACCAAUUGCUGAAUAAUUACAGUCAUGAUAUGCUUUCCAUAAAUAUUUGCACUUUGACAAGGGACACGCAGAUGCAUGGUUAAGUUGUGGCUGGUAUUGUGCAUCUGUUUUCAUCUUUGGAUUACGGCAAUAUUUAAAGAUUGGAACUGUGAAUCCGGCAUGGGAACUAACCCAAAAAGGACAGUAACAGUCCAGAUGGUGCCUCAGCUGGCUGUGGUGGACACGCUGGGCAAUAAGGAGACUAAUGCCAAUUGGGCUAAAGAGCCCAACCUCAAACUGUCUCAGGUUUGUCCAAACCCCUCCCUCACAUCCCCUGACCACAAACAGGAUGACUUAUCCCUGACUGCUUCUCCCACUAACACCAUCCCCGACACCCAAAAAGCAGCAUCCAAGGGAGAUGAACCAGUUAGCAGCUCUGUGUCAGACAAACCAGAACCAACUAAUGGAAACCAGACAAAAUCACAGCCUGUGACAGGUGGAGAACCACAGAUGCCAGACCUGUCUCUAACAGGACAAAGUGUGGAUGAGGCAAGAAGCGACCAAAGGGAUUCUAAUGCUAAUAUGAAAAUGUUAAGCCCGGCUGAUGAAAAGGAGAUCUGUAAGGCCAGUGUGUCGCCUGCUCUUUCAGCGUCAAAGGUCAACAUGCAGACCAAUGACUGCAGAAUAAAAGGACCGAGUGCAGCAGAGGAGGAGCGUGCACAGCUGACAUCCUCAGCCAAAACCACAGCAGGAGAAGAUAGUGAUAAACGUGCUUCUCCAAAUAGAAAUCUUAACAACACCUAUGAAGUAAGGCAUUCACCAUCUGAGCCACAACAUGGUAAUAAAUGGAGUACGUCAGCGCCCAAAAACAAGGACACUGCUACACCACUGAAAUCUCAAGAGUCUGAUCAUAUACGUAGCUGCUCACAAAGCUCUGCCACUCAGCAAGAGACCCCCAAACCCAAACAAAGCAUGGAGACUGCUGUGGCUCGGCUCAGCUCCAACACACCUCCGUCUAAGAGCAAAGAUGCAGAGGCUGGGCUUACAAAUAAGAAUUCAAGUUCAAUAAACACAGAGAAGGAUUUACCACCAGUAAAGAAACCACAAGUCUCCUCAGAUCAACAUCAACCAAUGUCUUCACCACCAGACUCCUGCACUCUGCCCCAGGCUGUACAAAACAUGGAGGCAUAUGGACAGGUGGCUGAGGAAGUCAGCCAGACCAACACAGCUGUCUUUGAAGGGCAGCAGCAGCAGCACUGCAAGCUAUACAGGGAGGUUUCGACAAUGACCUUAUCCCUGUCAUCCACCCCAGUCAAGCAGCGUCAUGAUAUGGAGGUUCAAGCAGUGGCUAACACGUGCAGCAAAGCCGUGGCCACAAGUCCGAGCCUGCUGCCUUUCGCGGUGACCCGCAGGCCGAGUGGUGGUGCAUUCUCCAGGGAGGAGGCGCACAGCCUGGCUGUAGUCCGCCAGGCCGACGGGAGUGUGGGACUACAUGAGACGAACAUAAGUACUCUAUCAGCCGCUGAUCCAAGGUCAGAGAGACUCACUAUUGAGGCAGAGAUGUGCCCCAACCGAAAUGCCAGUGUGGUUUUCCACUCGGAAACUUUGUCCCAGCAGCAAGACAAAGAAAUAGGAGCAAAGCCCAAAGACUCAGGGUUGGCUCUCUGCAACACUCAGCCAGUUUAUCAAAUUAACAUCGAACAUAACAACCACAAGGAGCAAGGAGAGACAGGUGACUCCCAAUGCAAAACAGGAGUUCAGACGUCUGCAAUGAAAACAGCCACGGCUGAAACUCUCAAAUCAGGAACACCCCCGGGGACAGCCGCUGCUCCCAAGACUGGAUCUGCUGACAGUGACAAUGCUGCACUGUCUCAGACUGCUGUUACAGCCAAGCCCAGCCAGGCACUUCCAACAACUACAGCAACAAACACUGCAUCACAGUCUGAUCUAGCUAAAAAUAAAGCUGGAAGCCAUAAAGAAAAGGCGGCGGGUAAAGCCCCGAUGAAGGCGACGAAGUCUGGCAAACAGAAGAUAGAACCAGAGAAAGAGGAAGAAGAGGAUGACCUCUCAGGGAAGGAGAAAGGAAAAAGCGUUCAUGAUGUCGUCUGGGAUGAACAAGGGAUGACUUGGGAGGUCUACGGUGCCUCUGUGGACCCAGAAUCCCUUGGUUUUGCCAUUCAGAGCCACUUGCAGUGCAAAAUCAAGGAGCAAGAGAGGAAACUGAUGGCCCGGACCUCCCUCCGAAAGUCGGUCUCUGGUGUUGACUCGCCGCAACAUGGCAGGAAGAACAAAAGGCGGCAGCAGAACAUUUUCAGGUCAAUGCUGCAAAAUGUCAGACGGCCCAACUGCUGCGUGCGUCCUCCUCCCUCCUCCGUCCUCGAGUAGCCACAGCACAGAGGUAGCCAAUGUCAGACUCCUCCCUUUUCCUAGAGGUCAAAAUGUUUGUCCUCCCCUCGUCUUGAUUGCAAUGCCAAGUGAAACAUUAAUGGGGGCGACGAUCCCUGUGAGUACACUGAAGUGUUGUAGCAUAAGGAGUCAAACUAUUUGUGAUGUUUGUGAUCAAAGAAGGUAGGAAAUAGAAAUAUAAAAUGAUCAAAUCAAGACUUAUUUUCUAGAAAUAGAUAUUAUAAAGACAGAGAAAACAAUUUUUGAAUAACAAAGGCAAUAAUAGUAAAACGCAUGUAUAUUAGUUACAAUGGCAGUUGUAUGACCUAAAAUGAAGUCCAAACCACCUAAAAGGUAACGAUGGGGUAGACAUAUUACUUACUGUCAGAAUAUUUGUGCAACUAUAUUAAACCAACAUCUCAUUAUGUUUGGUGCAUUUGUUUUAUGUUUUUGAGGUGUUUCUGAGGCCCUAUAUUUAUAAGAUUGCUGUAUUUUCUUUUUGUGCACAUUUGUUUUUAGUUAAUGAAUACGUUGUGCAAAAAAGGGACUGUAUGCAUACGUGCGCUGUUUAAUUUGUGUUCUUGUUGGGUUUUCUAUUAAAACAACAAAAAAAAUAA
Messenger RNA from Scatophagus argus, 4720 nucleotides. RefSeq names its product GPRIN family member 3b (gene gprin3b). NCBI's taxonomy places the organism in Eukaryota, Metazoa, Chordata, Actinopteri, Scatophagidae. Gene Ontology annotation, cellular component: plasma membrane. Bases 1815 to 4103 code for a protein of 762 amino acids. The transcript is spliced from 2 exons. The record is from RefSeq and is a predicted model, not a curated record. Gene Ontology annotation, biological process: neuron projection development.